Molecule: messenger RNA, 5144 nt
Organism: Phalacrocorax carbo (great cormorant)
Lineage: Eukaryota; Metazoa; Chordata; Aves; Suliformes; Phalacrocoracidae
Source: RefSeq, a predicted model, not a curated record
CCGGGACGGGAUGGUUCCCAUGCGGCUGAAGACAGUACCGGGAAGGGCUGGGGCAUGCUGGGCUUUGCUGAUGUAACGGGCUCCCUGCAAUUUUCAUUCAACUCCGGUUGGCUGUGCGCUGGCAGAGCCUCAGAUACGCCUCCCGCUCAGAUGAGGUCAUCCCUGCUUUUUUUUUUUUUUUUUCUUUGCUUCUCCCCCUCUUUUGGGCUGCUUCAGAAAGAGUCUGCGGAGUCAGACACGUUUAAGGUCAGCGUGCUAAUCCCCACACCACGGCAAACCUCUGGGUGCAGGAACCCCCUCCAGCCCCAGCCCCCCCCCCGCUACACUUUCCCAGCACCAUCACAGACCCUGCUCUCCCUUUAAAGAGAGAGGAGGAGCAAAGGGAAGAUGAGUUUACCGCAGUGGAUUUUAUAAUUGACUCUCGCGUCCAAGUCAGAGGGGAGUGUUUGCUGGCAAGACAUUGCAGAGCUGCCCGGGCCUAACACGAGUGUAAAGUAUCUCCAGGACGGAAGAAACUCCAGACCCUGCCGCUGCCAGAAGUGAAACUACUCGCCCUGCCCGGUCGCUUCGUCCCUUCCCCGCCCUCCCUCCGAGUGCCAUGCAGGGAUGCAGCCAGCCGGCAGAGGACGGGGUAGGUCCCCCCGGCUGUCAGUCAGCGGGGGCUGCCCGGCUCGGGACGAGCGGAUCCCAAAAUAAGGACUGACCCGGGCGGGGAGCAGAGCACGCGUGGCCGGGGGCGCCCGGCCCCGGCCCCGCACCUGCGUGGGAGCAUCGCCCGCUCGGCAUCGCCCUCCCUCCGGCCCCCGCCGCCGGGUAAUCCCGCGCUACCUCCCGCGGAGAGCUGCCCGCUAACUUCGGCGCCGGCCCCAGCUCUGCGCCCGCACGGCUGUGGGCAGGAUGGGGUUUGCAGCAUCCCCCCUCUGCCCCGGGGGCAGCGAGCCCCUUCCUCCUCUUCCUCCUCCCACCGCCGAGCCCCGCGCUGGAGCCCCUUUGGCACAGCCUCCCCGCCAUGUCCUGCCGGGGGCGGGGAGCCCGCUCCGGAGCGCCUGAGAGCGGGGCGAGCUCCCGCUCCAGCACCGCGGGCAGCUCCCGGCCCCGGAGCCCCGGCCCCGCGCGGUGCCGCCGAGCUCGGCAGGGACGCGGUGCCCGGCUCCGGAGCUGCUCCGCGCCUCGGCGCUGCGGCUGUGGCCGGCAGCCCCCUGCUGUGCGUGGCAGCACGCCGUUCUGCCGAGAAGGACGCCGAGAUCCCCCCGCACACACGCACUGCCGCCCGCCUCUCCCACGGAGCCAGAAGAGGGCUUUUCUCUAGGCUCGGAGUCUGCUCGUCUCCUGUGGAUCGGGAUUUACAAGCUCGGACGGUGCCUGGUUACAGCGGUGGAGGAGUCUACGAACCCCGAGGUCUGCUACAGAGUUAGAAAGAAACCUCGAAUCUGUCGCGCUGUGGAGGGGUGGAAAAAACCCUAUACAACCUGCAAACCCAGCUCAAGCCUUUCUGCCUCCCUGCAACCAACUUUACACCCCCACCCCCCCCACCCCCCAACGGCGAGAAUUCCCUCCUUUCCUCCUCCCUUCACGCUCCUUCCUUUGGAGACUGUAGGAUGAGGCAUUUCCUUCUAUCUGGCUCAGGGUAAAAGCGUACCCUGGGGGCAGCAAUACACAUCUGGCAGGGACUGAAAGGUUUUAAUCCGGCCCCUACUGCAAUCAACAAUGGCAAAUGAACCGGUGAUUCUGAAUGUUUAUGACAUGUACUGGAUAAAUGAAUACACCUCCACCUUGGGGAUUGGUGUCUUCCAUUCUGGCAUCGAGAUCUACGGCAGAGAGUUUGCCUAUGGAGGGCAUCCCUACCCUUUCAGUGGGAUUUUCGAGAUCACACCUGGCAGUGCAGUAGAACUUGGCGAGACCUUUAAAUUCAAAGAAUCCAUUGCCUUGGGCACUACAGACUUCACAGAAGAGGACGUGGAUAAGAUUAUGGAAGAGCUGGGCAAGGAGUACAAAGGAAACGCAUACCACCUGAUGCACAAGAACUGUAAUCACUUCUCUGCUGCUUUGGCUGAGAUACUAUGUGGGAAAGAGAUUCCCCGCUGGGUGAACCGCCUGGCCUACUUCAGCUCGUGCAUCCCCUUCCUCCAGAGCUGCCUCCCCAAGGAGUGGUUGACCCCAGCAGCCCUGCAGAGCCACAUCAGCCUCGGCCUCCACAAGGAGGAGCAGGGGGACACAACGGAUGAGGACUCUCCCUCCACCUCCGCAGCCCCCUCAGCCUCAGGCACAUCGCGAACCUGUAGACAUACCCGGGUCUAAACUGUGCCCAGGAUGCCCUCAAAUAACAUCCCUCUCUCUAGUAGAAUUUCUUUCUCACAUCCUUUCACACACCUUGGUUUCUCUUUUCUUCAAUGGACAACACAGAGGAGGGAAGACCCUUUCUACUAAGGAGGUGAAGCUUCAGUCCCUUUUCCAAGGAGUGCCACUACAGCUGCUCAGCAAAAUGACUGUGAACCCCAAUGCUGAACUGAGGAGUGUGGCGACUAAACUGGAUUCUCCUCCCAGGGCCCCCCACGUUCCUCAAUCCAUGGAGAACUGCUGGCUCUCUCAGGCAUGAGAGCAUGCGUACAGGCAGAGGGGUACCAUACUGUGAUGUUCCUUCUCUGGAACUGUUUUAUCUUUUUAUCUCUUCCCCUACCCAUGUAAGCCCAGCAGCCUCCUCUCUAUUUUGGCUGGGUUUGCCAUUCCCCUACGACAAAUCUCCUGCCCACACCCAGUGAAGGAAGCAGAGCCAGAACUCAACCUUCUCAUCUCUUAGACCAGCAACAAGCUGCACUCAGCCCCAUCCCUUUUGUAAUGAUCAGGUUUCUAACUCAUGGGAAGGAAAAAUGAAAGGUGCUGCUGUUCUACAAUCACCAGUUUUCAGUACUCAGAUUUAAGAGCUCAACUGACUAUCCAGCUCUUGAAAAUAAUAACAAAGAACCUAGAAAAAUGUAUGUGUUACUACGGCUUUUCUGUGGGGUCAAAAAGAGGAUGGGGCUAGUGCUUAGAGGCAGCUACUAAGUAGGUGCAGAGAUGACUAUUGACCAUAUUGGUGCUUUUUUGGCACAGAUCCCUCCCAGUUCCCCUAAAUCUAGGCAGCGUUCCUGGUUUCCUUUUUGCCCCAGAUUCCCUGGGCAAUCUCUCUCCUAGCUGACAUUUGCCAGCUGUCUUUGUGGGAAUGGCCCUCCUGAGCACACGGAGGAGGAGAGAGAAGCUGUUGGGAAAGUCAGUAUUUCCUUCAGCUUUUCCUCCUGCAUUCACAGACCUAAAACAUGGCUCCAGAGCCACCCUUCCCCAGCCUACUUUUGAGCCAACGCAAGAAGGUAAAAAAUAAGUGGUGAACCUGAAGAAUGUCAACCUGUUUCCUUCUCCUCCCUUUUUGGAGGUGGAGGGGGAAAUAUAAGGCCACAUCUGGAAAGCAUGGAUGACCCUUCCAUAGCAUGGGCCACCAUAGUGCCUUCCGUUGUGUGCGCUAUUUCAGUGUCAUGAAAAAUGGGCACAGCUGACUUACUGGCCUCUCCAGGCUGGCUCUUGACAAGAAUCUGGUCCUUAGAUGUAUUUAUACUCAUUCUGACAGCUGUCGAGAGAGUAGAGGAGGAGGAAAGGACAAGUACACAAACUCUUCCACUUGGUUACCUCACUAGGACUUCUACUCAGAAGAUGUAAGAAAGAUUCAAAGGGGGAAUCCAAGCCCCCUCUCUCCCUUGCAACUCCUCUUGGCUACACAAAUGAGGAGGCACAGUGUUGAGAGGGGGUUGCCGUUUUAGAAAUGCUGUCCUCAACAGCCACUACCAAGUCAGGACUUCCACCCUCCACCCAGAAAGAACUACAAGCCCUUAAGAUGGGUGGUUGUUUCCUUUUAUUGGUCGCAAUAGCAUGCUAAGUCCAACCAGCUGUUUCUUUAGCUCAGGUAAACAGAAGCAUGUGCUUUCAGGGCUGAAGGUCUUGGCUAUGAUGUACAUCAUGUUUGCACAGACAGUGCUUAAUGGUUUGUUACAUGUACAGACUCUUGGUGAAGCAGGAGCCUUGGAGAGAUCUAUUGGGUGGAAAUAUAACUCACAGGAUGGCCUCACUCCACUGCCUCCUGAAGUAACGCAGGUUUGGGCAACAAAACCUUUACAACAUGCCUCUCAUUUUCAUCCUCUGAACAAAUUGCUGCAAAUUCUGUACUGAACUAAAGUCAUGUUCCAUAUUAACCUUGGCUACUCACAGCCAAUACUGCAUUGUGAGUAAUUCUGCAGCUCCUGGUAUCCAGUCCAGCACCAAUCUUGAUUACCCUGGCUCGUCCAGGGGUGUUUAGUAAGAUUUCCAUCCUGUUCUCCAUCCCGCUGCCCAGAAACCACGUUACACAAUGUACUGUUGCACUCUAUUCCCCUGCAGUCAUGGUCAUUGCAGCCUAAACCAGCAGUGCAAGCAUCAUUUGUCUGAAGUUCCCAGGGUGCCUGCCAAUAGCCAGCAGCACAUCAUGUGCAGUGAAUUUUAAAAUCUAUUUUUAGGUUCUUCUCUGGAGGAAAGUGAAAGAGGCUUUCCCAGAGCUUUUGUCCAGGCCAGGGAAACUGCAAUCAGAAACACCUGGUUCCUGAUGUGACAAAAACCAGCCAGCCAUCACCCUUGUGUUUCUGCUUUGCACCUGAGCUCCAGAUAAAGCACCAUGCAUACAUCUAGGAGAGAACUAGGGCUCCAGAGGCACGUUUCACAUGGAAGACACCUCUCUCAGUAUUUCACAAAGUAAAAAAUGCUUAACUGGCUGUAUGGUAACCCGGACAAGAAAGCUACUUUCAGCCUUCUUGGGGACAUGAAUAUGUGCUUGAAGUAUUGGGAACAACACCUGAGGCAAGCUGUCAAUGUCAUAAAAACCAGAUGUUUAUCUACUUUUACAUUUGUCUGUUUGUUUAUGGCAGUAGGGGGUCACAUCAAGGAGGCAUCAAACCUCUGUUGUAAAUCAAAACCAGAAUAUAUUCCAAUCUUCAAAAGCAUUUCUCCCCAGCCCUCUCUGUUCAAGGUGACCAACCAACAAUGACAAGAACAAAGGGACACUGUGGAAAUAAAAUAUAUAUUGAUGAUAGCUUUACCUCUGUAAUUUAACAGCAUUUUAGAUUAUUAAACAUGAAGACAUUUUAAAA